GUACUCAACUUUUCCCAAAUAAUUCAACUCAAGACACAAGACCAAUGUGUAGUUGGAUCUAGACGACUAUACUCUUCACGACUUGACGACAAACACGGCAGAGAUUAAUUGAAUCGAUUGAUCGAAGGGUUUUCCAACACCCACUCAUAGUGCCAAUCGGCACACCAACAACCACCACCAUGCCACCUCUACUCCCCCGACCGACCCUCCUCCCACGAGGCCGACCAGCAACAAUACAAUCACUAUCCAAAGCCCUCUUCUCCUCCACCACCACCACCUCCUCCGCCCCUCAGCGAAUCCCCCCUGAAUCCCCCCUCUUCAUCAACAUACCCAACCCGCCACAAGACCAAUCCGUCGAAAACUUCCGCGACCUCAAGCGCAACAAGGGCCACCUCCCCCUCCCAAGACAAGUCUUCCGCAAGCGCGACGGCCACCUAAAGUCCAGCGAAACAUGGCUCACAAAAUCCGCCCCGCAGCCAUCCUCCGAAGCCUCCAAACAGCCCCCAAAAUCCGAGGUCCAGGCUUGGAAACGCAAAAUGGCACAUACACGCCGCGACAACAUGCGAGAAGGAGUACGCGCCUUAUAUGCCCGGAAGAAGUUAUUCGAUAGUAGACGUACCGAGAAGCAGGUAGCGAAAUUGGAGUCUCAUAGAGCCGCUGCCACGGCGCCGGAGCGUGAGGAUGAGAGGUUAACCCGUGCAUCGGUUAACGCGGGGACACUCCAAACAAAAGUCCUUCCCGAUCCUCUUCGCUUCGAGCGGGCGGAGGCGUCGAAAGAACGCAGUGAAUCUAUAGCAGCUCGAAAAAGCGAGGCUCGUCGGGACGCUAUCCAGGAAUUGUACAUGAGAGCCCGAUCUUUCAUUGUCAGCGAGAAUGAUCUUGAGGCUGAGGUGAACAGACUCUUUGCGCCGGAUUACUGGAAGAAGAUGGGUAUGACGGCUAGUGGAUUCGACGUCAACAACAUCUGGGACUUGAGCGGUAGACCCCCCACUGUGGCUGAUAUGCUGAAUGAGGUAUCGCGUACUUCGAGUACGGUAUUGAAGAACCUCGAGUCGGAGAAGACGAAAACCCUUAAGAGGCAGAAGGAAGUUGCUGAAGAACUUACUGGUGGCAAGUUGGAUGGAAUCUGAUAUCAAUAUUAAGUUAGCGAUAUGAAGACAAAAUGCAUACGAAAAGCUGAGACGCAAGACUACUACCAGUUCUUCUCAUACAGAGAGGGACUAGCAUAUUAAAGCAUUGAUGAUAGUUAUGGCUAUCAUGUACAUAUUAGAAUCGCAACUUCACGACUUGUACAAUGUGUAUAAAGGAAAAUAUCGAUCAUCUAUCACGUUUAUUGUA
Hypoxylon trugodes is the source of this 1338-nucleotide messenger RNA. RefSeq lists its product as uncharacterized. NCBI's taxonomy places the organism in Eukaryota, Fungi, Ascomycota, Sordariomycetes, Xylariales, Hypoxylaceae. The transcript has a single exon. The record is from RefSeq and is a predicted model, not a curated record. Bases 180 to 1130 code for a protein of 316 amino acids.